AUUCUCUGCCUCCCCGCCUUGCACACACGCUAGGCGCUUUUCUAAUUUAUUCCGCCCUCACUUUUCCGCCCCCCGCCCCAGAUCCCUCUUCACGACGAGCGCUAACCAUGGCGUUCCCCGCCGCCCCGUACUACCACACCCUCAAGAAUAACGACAAAGUCAAGGUCAACGAUCACGUCUACUGCUCGCCAAGUUGGUCCAUCCGCGAUGGCACGCCAUAUUCCAUCGCUCGUAUUAUGGAGUUCCUGCCAGCGCAGGGCGUGCCAAUAUUCGACAAGGACGGGAAUCGCAACGAGCCGUACACGCGAGUCCGCCUUGCGUGGUAUUAUCGCCCCAGCGACGUGAGCGAUCGUCCGUCCGCGGACUGUCGCCUCCUGCUGGCCGCAAUAUAUUCCGAGGUCUGCGAUCUCAGCCAGGUCCGUGGGAAGUGCUACGUAGUACACCGCGACCGGAUAUCCGACCUCGCAGGGUGGAAAAAACGCCCCGACCGCUUUUAUUUCACUCGACUGUUCGACCCGUGGAUCCGCAAGGAAUUCGAGGUCAUCUCCUCAGCCACUGUUCGUAACCUUCCGCAACAUAUCAAGGACGUGCUCCUCGAGCGCUACGAAUAUGUCGUCGCAGAGAAGGAGGUGGUACCAGACCUCACCGACACCCCCCGUACCUGCGAUACCUGCACUCACUGGUGCCCUCCUCUGGAGACGGUGCAGUGCGACAGAUGCAAGAAAUUCUUUCACAUGAGCUGCGUGAACCCGCCGCUCCUCGCCAAGCCGAGUCGGGGAUAUGGGUGGACCUGCGCGCCCUGCUCCCGGCGGCACGAGGAGGAGGUGGACAACCACGAGGGUCUGCGCCAGCUCGUGCCCGCCCCACCGAAAGUGGUAAAGACGAAUGCGCCCGCAGCGAGGGGCCGCGGGCGGCCGCGGAAGGACCGGCAGCUGGCGGAGAAAGAGGAGAACCUGGAGGUGAAGCACUUCAAGAUGUGGCCGUUCCGGUACUUUGGACUGUACACCGUCGCGGAAGACACGCUUGACCCGGACGACCUCAUUUUCCCACGUGCCGCGACUCGCGUGGGCCCCAAGUUCCAGGUCGUCGUGCCCUCAGCGCCAGGCCCCGAGUCUUCCGCAAGCGCGGCAGGUAGGCAAUUCCCGCGUAGGAAGUGUGUUGUAGCUGAUGUCUCCGCAGGUCUGGAAGAGAGGGGAGGCGAUGCAACCAUCGAAGUUCUGAGUCUCGUCAACGAGAUGUCCGAAGAAGAAGUUCGCGCAUUGGAGACGCACAAGAGUUCUCUCAGCACAAACUCUACGCUCAAAUGCCACAUCGACUGGCUCACGGAGGUGACGCGCCGCCUCACAGAGGCAUGGAUGGCCCACCGCGAGUUCGCGACCGUGAACAUGAAGAGCGUCAUGCGGCACGAGAAGUUUAAGAAAUCCGAGACCCGUUGCAUCGACCGUGAGUGGACCAACCAGGAGAUCGCUGCCUUCGAAGACGCCAUCGCUGUCCACGGAGCCGAGCUGCGUCCAGUACGUGAAGAGGUCGGUACAAGGUCCAUCUACGAAGUCAUCCGUUUCUACGGACACUGGAAGAGCAUGAAGCUCGGCGAGGAGAACGCGCGCAUCAAGGCUGCCCGGCUCAGCGGACGGACGGACCUGCUCCUGCCGGUCUCGCGCGCACCGUCGCCCGACGAGGAGGGCUCGAUCGUCAAGGCACUUCCAAGGGGGCACAACAGCUGCGGCUGCUGCCGCACGCGCGAGUCGGCUGUGUGGUGGAAGGCGCCGAAGGGCCUCCCGACGAACAUUCUGUGCGAUAACUGCGGCGUGAGCUGGAGGAAGUACGCGGACCUGAACGUCAGGCCGCUCCGUGAGGAGCUGAUCGACAAGACCAAGGUGGCGAAGCGCGAGGGCACGCCGCUCAGUGCCCCGUCGGCGAAGAGAGCGAAGACUGCUUCUUCUGUACAGUCUACGCCUCCCCCGGCAGGACCUGCGCCUGCUGCGACUCAAAUUCGUUGUCUUGCAUGUCAGAAGACCGGUCCGAUGGGCAAGGUACUGAAGUGCCGACAAUGCAACUUCCGUGUGCAUGCCGGCGUCAGCGGCGUUGUAGUCGAUCAGACCACCGUGGAAUCCUGGGUGUGUGACCUAUGUGCAAACGAGAAGACAUUAGAGGCAUCAUUAAACCCCGAUUGUCUGUUAUGUCCUCGACCCAAACGAGAUAUUAGGAAGAGUACAGUAUACCCGCCCCCUGAUACCUACCUGCGCGCCUGCAAGCCGACCGAGGGCCAGGCCUGGGUGCACGUCAUCUGCUCUGUAUUUGUACCGGAGGUCAGCUACUCCGAUGCGACGCGGUUACGGCUCGUGGAGGGUGUAAGCACGGUCCCGCAGUGGAGGUGGGCGAACAACUGUACGAUUUGCAACCAGAACGGAGGGGCGGUCAUACGCUGCAGUGAGUGUCCGGCGGAGUAUCACGUGUCUUGUGCGUGGAAGCAGGGGCACAAGUUCGGCUUUGAGAUGCAGGGGGUGAAGCCAAGCCGUAGGGACACCACGACGAUAGUAGACUGGAAUGACGUUGAGGGUUGCAUGGUGCCCGUGAUCAUCUGCAAAGGGCACGUUGGACACAAGCGGGAGCUGAUCGACGUCUGCGCGACGAACGAUCUGGGAGAGACCGCUCUCCAGGUGUUUUGUAAAAAUUACAAGCAAGUGCCAAUAGCCCAGACGCACGGCCUGCUCCGGAAAGCACGGCGGCUGGACUCCAUCCUCAGCAACGGCGCUGAGGGUGUUCCCCCCGACAGCGAGUUGCACCCAUCCUCCGAGCCGCGCUGUUAUCGCUGUCACAGCGAGUUCUCGCCCUUCUUCCACCCUGGAUCUGCGACGACGAACGGUGCGAGUUCGCAUACGGAUUCCCGGACGUCGUGGCUAUGCCACCGCUGCUUUGUUGAGACGCGCGAGACGCACAACCACCUCGCUGCAAAUGGGAUAGUGUCCUGAUGUAACGAAAACCUGUGAUGCCUACACGAUUACAUGUACUAUUGUUAUAGAGGGGAUUAUCCAAUGCAAUGGGAUACGAAGAUACACUGACAGCGAAAAGAUAUGAGCGCGAAAGAUGCCGGGUUAGUAAAUAAUAGCUUAGGGUUUGAUCCUCUUGUAAAACAACAUGUACGCCGGCUUGCCCUGGGUGA
Messenger RNA from Rhodofomes roseus, 3163 nucleotides. RefSeq lists its product as uncharacterized. The record is from RefSeq and is a predicted model, not a curated record. The transcript has 16 exons. Gene Ontology annotation, biological process: histone catabolic process. NCBI's taxonomy places the organism in Eukaryota, Fungi, Basidiomycota, Agaricomycetes, Polyporales, Fomitopsidaceae. Gene Ontology annotation, cellular component: Lid2 complex. Gene Ontology annotation, molecular function: chromatin binding; ubiquitin-protein transferase activity. The coding region runs from base 108 to 2972 and encodes 954 amino acids.